UGAGGGGCCCGAGUUCUGCGGGAGUUGUGGCUGCAGUGUGCAGAGAGAGAAAUAUAGAAUGGAUCAGUCAAGUUGAAAACACCGCGCACAGAGGAGUGAAGUGUACGCUCAAGAUUUAAGUUAAAAGUGCUUUGAUAGGACAACAUUUUACUUAUUUGAACAUAUAUAAGGUUGUUCAAUGCAAGAUGUGAGUUCUUCAGUGUUCAACCGAGUACAUUUGCCACUUUUACAUGAGAGACAUUAUGUACAAGUUUAGGGGCAUUAAAGGAGCCUUCAAUCCCUCCUUGGAAGGGUGAAGGGGAGUCAGGGACACAAGUUAUGGAUGAUGGCCGACGAAUACGGAGAGUUACACUUGCCGCAGUUAAUCUCCCGCCCCUCCCUAGUCCUGCCAAACCCACACUCCCUUCCCGGUCCUCUCCCUCCCUACCAGGUCACUCCUUACCUAGCAGAAAUUCACCCGUUGUCCACUCCCCUGCACACGCCUCCCGUGCUCUCAAAGGCGUGCAUCGCCCGCCUUUACCUUCUCGCCCUGGAGCAGCAGUUCGUCAACCGGCUCCUACCCCUCCUCCUAGACCAGACUCUACCCUUGCCACGCCCCCAGUCAGGCUGGAAGGCGGAGCAAUACCAUUCUCUAGUCUUUCUGUUAGUAAUAAUGUGCGUGUUGAAUCGCCAAGCUUGGGUGUUAUCUCCCCGUCCUUCUCGUCAUCUAGUUCCUCCAGUAGUCCUUUGGACCAAACUAUUUCCCUUACCAAUCCUAGAACUGUGAGACAACAAAAUGUUUAUGUGGAAACUCCUAUAAAAGGAUUAACUUCACAUUGUGAUUUAUCUGGUAAAGUUUGCUCUGUGAAAACCCGACCUAGAUCUAUCUCUAAUAAAGCCAAGUCAAACCAUAUAUCAGCUGUGAUUAAACAACCCCAAACCUGUUUACAAACGACAGAACCGCCGCCCCUCUCCUCGCCCUCGAUAAUAUGCGGUGAGUGCGGCCGUUGUCGUUGUGACGCUUGUCGGUCAGCGCGACCGCUGCCCUCCACCUGGCUGUGUGAUAACGGCUGUUUAUGCUCGGCAGAGACCGCUGUGGACACGUUAAGCUGUAUGUGUUGUGUGAAGGCUGGUUUAUAUCACUGUGGAGAAGGUUUAACCCGAGAUACUGAUACAAGGGAUGAAACCUGGGUUGAUAAACCUUGCUCCUGUGCUCCAACUAAAUGGUGUUUGAGAUGGGGCUGUUUAGCAGUUUUAUCAAUUCCUCUACCCUGUCUUCUGUGCUAUGCUCCGCUAAAAGGAUUAACUAACUUAGCGGAAACUUGUUACCAAUCCGCUACCAGUCAGGGGUGUAGAUGUAGUGAAGAGGCGGGGCACGGUUUGGCAAGCCCCACGGACAGUCAAAAAAGACUACUUAGUUGAAGAGUCCUCAAGUGAAAAAAGUGCAAGAAAAAAGGUUUCUAAUGAUUUGAAUCAAUUUUUCUUCAAGAAAGUUAAAUCCUACUGAAUUCAAUUCAUACAGAAAACCAGUUCUACGCCCCCCUCCCCACUCCCCUCCCCAUUCAAAUCGGCAUUCAUGUUGGACCGGACUGAUAGCGGGCAGACCACCUAUGCAUCGCUGGAUAUCCGCGCUACAGUCUAGAGUAGCGGGCAGACUCGCUCUAUAGCUCGCCUACCCUCGCCUAGGGUUGGAAGACAUAUGCCUGAAAGUAGUGAAAAAAAUACAAAUUAAUAAUUUUAUCGUACUGUCGCGGGGCGGGUGGAAUAUACAGGAGAUUCAUUCAUUAUCAGAUUGAUUAUUAUAAUCUUAUUUUAUGAAAUAUAUAAAUAUAUAUUUAUGUAAAUUUUCA
Messenger RNA from Eurytemora carolleeae, 1829 nucleotides. RefSeq names its product protein sprouty homolog 4. The record is from RefSeq and is a predicted model, not a curated record. NCBI's taxonomy places the organism in Eukaryota, Metazoa, Arthropoda, Copepoda, Calanoida, Temoridae. Gene Ontology annotation, biological process: negative regulation of Ras protein signal transduction; animal organ development; multicellular organism development. Gene Ontology annotation, cellular component: membrane; cytosol. The transcript is spliced from 3 exons. Bases 319 to 1401 code for a protein of 360 amino acids.